Molecule: messenger RNA, 858 nt
Organism: Micropterus dolomieu (smallmouth bass)
Lineage: Eukaryota; Metazoa; Chordata; Actinopteri; Centrarchiformes; Centrarchidae
Gene: phox2bb
Product: paired like homeobox 2Bb
Exons: 3
Coding region: 1-858 (285 amino acids)
Biological process (GO): regulation of transcription by RNA polymerase II
Molecular function (GO): DNA-binding transcription factor activity, RNA polymerase II-specific; RNA polymerase II transcription regulatory region sequence-specific DNA binding
Source: RefSeq, a predicted model, not a curated record
AUGUAUAAAAUGGAGUAUUCUUACCUAAAUUCCUCUGCCUACGAGUCAUGUAUGGCCGGGAUGGACACGUCGAGCUUGGCAUCGGCCUAUGCGGACUUCAGUUCGUGCAGUCAAGCCAGUGGGUUUCAGUACAAUCCCAUCAGGACCACUUUCGGGGCCACCUCCGGCUGUCCUUCCCUCACGCCGGGGUCCUGCAGCCUGGGGACCCUGCGGGACCACCAGAGCAGCCCCUACGCCGCAGUUCCCUACAAACUCUUCACGGAUCACGGCGGACUGAACGAGAAGAGAAAACAGAGGCGCAUCCGGACAACCUUCACCAGCGCCCAGCUGAAAGAGCUGGAGCGGGUUUUUGCAGAAACGCACUACCCGGACAUCUACACCAGAGAGGAGCUGGCACUCAAAAUCGAUCUGACUGAAGCCAGAGUGCAGGUGUGGUUCCAAAACCGGCGCGCCAAGUUCCGCAAGCAGGAGCGGGCAGCUGCAGCGGCCGCAGCGGCUGCCAAGUCCAGUUCUGGAAAGAAGUCAGACUCCAGAGAUGAAGACAGCAAAGACACCAAAUCUACCGACCCCGACAGCACAGGAGGACCGGGCCCGAACCCCGUGCCCACCUCCAAUUGCGGCGGACCCAGUCCGACCGGAGGCCAGGUCAACACCACCGGGAACGGACAGGUAGACCAAGUGAAGACAUCCGUGUCCACCGGCAUGGGGGUGACAGCACCCAGCCAAGGAUGGGCCACCGCCCCGGGAACCAUCACCUCUAUCCCGGACUCAUUGGGCGGGCCAUUCGCCAGCGUACUGUCGUCUUUGCAAAGACAGAACGGAGCCAAAGCUACAUUAGUAAAGACCAGCAUGUUCUAA